GGAGGCAGAAGAUUUUGUUUCGAGGAAGACACGGAGACACAGAAAAGCGGUUAAACGCUCUUCUUCUUCAUGACAGUACUUUCAGUGACGUCAUGACGCUACAUCUGUAUCACCACUCUCGUUUGCUAUGGAGAAAUCUCUGUUUUCCUCGGAGAAUUGGAUUUUUGUGUAAUCGGAACUGUUCUCUCAUCUCUCCUUCCCUUUCACGCACUGCGAAGUACUAUUGCAGUUCCACCUGUAAUUUGGACGCAGCUGUAUCUGAAUUCUCCAAUGAAGCAGCUAGUGGCAAUAUGUUGACUUCUUAUAAAAGUGAAGAUGUUGUUGCACCAGAGACGAUAAAAUAUCCUUUCAAGUUAGAAGAAAGAGUAGCAAGUACUGCUGCUUCUUCAAAUGGCAGAGUGAUGCUUAUUGAUGGGACAUCCAUUAUAUACAGGGCUUAUUAUAAGCUUUUAGCAAGGUUGAAUCAUGGUCAUCUGGCUCACGCUGAUGGAAACGCCGACUGGGUUUUAACAAUAUUUUCAUCUCUUUCUCUUCUGAUUGAUGUUUUGAAAUUUCUCCCAUCCCAUGUGGCGGUGGUGUUCGACCAUGAUGGAGUUCCUUAUGGCACUACUUCUAAUUCAUCUACAGGUUAUCGUUCUGCAAAAGGCAUGAACUUCCGUCAUACUCUCUACCCUGCCUAUAAAAGUAAUCGUCCUCCCACACCUGAUACCAUAGUACAAGGACUUCAAUAUCUCAAAGCGUCCAUCAAGGCAAUGUCUAUAAAGGUUAUAGAGGUGCCAGGUGUAGAAGCUGAUGAUGUUAUUGGAACUCUGGCUAUGCGAAGCAUUAGUGCGGGUUUCAAAGUCCGAGUUGUCUCUCCGGACAAAGACUUCUUUCAGAUUCUUUCUCCCUCGUUGCGUCUUCUUCGACUAACACCACGCGGAUCAGAGAUGGCUUCUUUUGGAAUGGAAGAUUUUGCUAAAAAGUUCGGAAAUUUGGAACCAGCACAAUUUGUUGAUAUAAUCGCCCUUGCUGGAGACAAGUCUGACAAUAUUCCAGGAGUUGAUGGCAUUGGGAAUGUGCACGCAGUGGAACUGAUAUCUAGAUUUGGCACGUUGGAGAAUCUCUUGCAGUCUGUGGAUGAGAUCAAGGAAGGAAAAAUAAAGGAGUCUCUAAUAGCUAGUGCGGAUCAAGCAAUUCUUAGCAAGAAAUUAGCACUGUUACGGUCUGAUCUCCCAGAUUACAUAGUACCAUUUGACACGAAAGAUCUCACUUUUAAGAAACCAGAGGACAACGGGGAGAAAUUGAGUAGCCUGUUAAUCGCUAUUGCGGAUUAUGCAGAAGGAUUUUCAGCUGAUCCAGUCAUCAGAAGAGCUUACAGGUUGUGGGAAAAACUGGAAGCAAUGCCAUGAUGAUAUUUUUUAUGCAUCUUUUUUCUUACUCUUGUCUCUUUGUAUUGGGUACAUAAAAUAGAGUAAGCUCAAGUUUAGAGAGUUCUCCUACAAAACAUUAAAGCUAAGUCACUUUC
Arabidopsis arenosa is the source of this 1507-nucleotide messenger RNA. Lineage: Eukaryota; Viridiplantae; Streptophyta; Magnoliopsida; Brassicales; Brassicaceae. The record is from the annotation of a GenBank genome assembly.